GGAGAGAAAAGACCCAACAGGAAGAAAAGAAGUUCAGAGAAAGGAUCUGCAAGUUUGCAGGCUGGGGUAAAAAAACAACAACGGCAACAAACAAUGGCCUGACCCGGAAUGAGCGGGCCGGAUCCUGCUUGCAAAAACUCCAAAACCUGCACGUUUGCAAAGCUUCUCUUCUUCUGGUCGCUCCUCCUCUGCAGCAGCAACAAAAAAACUUUUCCAAAAAGGCUAUUCCUUCCCCCGGAAGACCCAUCAUGACCGACAGCGAGAUGGACUUCAAGUCGGAGGCGAUCUCAGCGACCGGCACCGCCACGGAAACCCCAGAGACCCUCUCCAUGGACUUGGGGGAGGGCACAGCCACAGAGACAGAUGCCCCCGGAAAAGAUGCUCCUCCUAUCAGGGAACAGCCCGGUCCCGAUCCCGGCAGUCUACAAGCCCCCAUUCCAAAAGCAGACUCCGGGAUCUGCAAUCAGGCGGCGCCCGGAACCCAGAGCGGCUCAGAUAUUGCCGAGGGAUCCGAUCGGCUUUUGAAUCCACCAGAUUCCAGCCCCCAAGGUUACAAGCAAGCGGUCAACCAGGGUUGCAGCAGGGGCUUGAUGGAGGCGUCUCCUGAACCCACAGCCAGGGAGCCCAGCUGGACGUCAGGCCCCCAAGAAGCCUUGGGGGAAAGCGACCUGCAGCCUGCAGGCGCAGACCCGGCCGAGCUUCCCGUAGAAAUGGAAGAUGCGGACAUCGCCCGGGAGGAAGAGGACGCCCCGGAUUCCGAUCACCUGCAUCUCCACGGCCUCCUGACCCGCCUGCAGCGACUCAGCCCCAGUUUUGAGGACCGAUCGCCCACCUCCGAAGAUGGGCUGCUGCCUGCCUCCGACGGCGAGGAAGGCCGCGUUUCCGAAGGAGACGGAGACCCUCUCCUGGUGCCUGACGAGUGCCGGGGGCCGCCGGGGGCCUGCGCCCCUUGCCCGCUCCACAUUGCCACAGGGCACGGGCUGGGCCCCCCGCCGCCCCAGCGGAGGGGGCAAGGGCUGCUAUCGGUGGAGGUCGAGAGCGAGGAUCUGCUCAGCCUCCUGCGCUGCGAACGGGGGCCGCUUGCCGAGGCAGGCGCCCAGACGCCCUUGGCUCGCUCAGACGCGGUGGCCAGGAGCAGCCGCUCCAGGGGAAUGGCCCCGGGUGAAUUGGCCUCGGACAGGGCUCAGGGGGAAGGCCCCCGCCGGUGGAAGGAGCCACCCCUCUCCUCCGCUGAUUCCGUUUUGGAGGAAUCUUCCCUGGAGCCGGGCUGGAGGCGGCCGGCACCGGGAUCCACCCGUGAGGAAGAGGCGUCCUGCUCUUCAGACGUGGCGGAUAAAGCGGAUUUGUCGUCCUUGCCAACAUUCAAGGAAGUCCCAGGCCCCUGCGAGCCCGAAGAUCUGCUGGACGGCGUGAUCUUCGGGGCCAAGUACCUGGGCUCCACGCAGCUGGUCUCGGAGAGGAACCCCCCGACGCACGUCCGCAUGGCCCAAGCUCAGAAAGCCGUGGACAGGGUCAAGGCCCCGGAAGGAGAAUCCCAGCCCAUGACCGAGGUGGACCUCUUCAUCUCCACGCAGAGGAUCAAGGUCCUUACGGCCGACUCCCAGGAGGCGAUGAUGGAUCACCCACUGCAAACUAUCUCCUACAUCGCCGACAUCGGGAAUAUCGUGGUCCUCAUGGCCCGCCGGAAACUGCCUCGCCGUGCUGACGCCUCUGCUGAGAAGCAGCUCUACAAGAUGAUCUGCCACGUCUUCCACUCAGCGGAUGCUCCCUUGAUAGCCCAAGCUAUCGGGCAAGCUUUCAGCGUCGCAUACCAGCAUUUCCUGAGGGCCAGCGGCAUCGACCCCGACCAGCUCCAACCCCGGCGGUGCAGCGACGACGAGGGCGACGAAAGCUUUGCUCAGGGGGAAGAGCUGUACAACGGCGAUUUGGCGCACUUCUCCAAGCAAGAGAACUGUAAGGAAGUCGUCAUCCACAAACAGAAGGGGGAGAUCCUGGGCAUCGUGAUCGUGGAGUCGGGCUGGGGCUCCAUCCUGCCCACCGUAGUGGUGGCCAACCUCAUGCACAAAGGGGCGGCGGAGCGGUCGGGGAAACUGAGUAUCGGGGACCGCAUCAUGUCGGCCAACGGGACCAGCCUGGUGGGGUUACCCUUGGCUUCCUGCCAGGGCAUCAUACGGGAUUUGAAAAGCCAGACUGUGGUGACCCUCAGUGUGGUCCACUGCCCGCCUGUCACCACCGCCAUCGUGCGGAGACCUGAUGCGAAAUACCCGCUGGGGUUCUGCGUGGAGAAUGGCAUUAUCUGCAGCCUCAUGCGAGGGGGAAUCGCCGAGAGGGGCGGCAUCCGCGUGGGACACCGGAUCAUUGAGAUCAACGGGCAGAGCGUGGUGGCCAUGCCGCACGAGAAGAUCAUCCAGAUCCUGACUCAGGCAGUCAGUGAGGUCCACAUCAAAACCAUGCCAGCAUCAACGUACCGUCUUCUGACUGGCCAAGAGCAACCGGUUUUCCUAUGAAGGGAGAAUUUUUCGGAGGUGGGGAGGGCGGAUCUCCUGCAUCUGCUUAACAAGUUGCAUGCGGCCCCCUUCGCAAACCAGACUUUGUGCACCAAAAGGGGUCCUCUCUGAAUUCAGACAUGCCUGCCUCUCAUCGGGACAUUUUCCUCCACCUCCUGAAUCGCAAGAGCAGGAAAAAGGGGUUUUCUUUUGCUUUAACUGGGAGUGUGUGUUUGUGUGUGGUUUAUUUUGAGGUGCUGGUAAACUGUCCAUCUUCAAGCGGGGCUCUGCAAGGUCGGUUUUGGUGCUAGAACGUGAUGGAUAUGUGGGGUUUGUGUGUGUGUGUGUGUGGAAUUGGGAAGCCACUAAGAAGCAGUGGGAGAAAGGCUAUACCCCAUCUCAUGUCCUGGAAAGAGCAUAGCUGGGAACUGAUUACGUGGGGACUGUUUUUCCCCUUGAGGUGCUAGAUUUCUCCUUGCAGGGAGGUUGGGUUAAAUAUUAUAAAAGAAACAAAACGCUUUGCAGUGGGACAGUCUACACCAGGCACCCCCAAACUGCGGCCCUCCAGAUGUUUUGGCCUACAACUCCCAUGAUCUCUAGCUAACAGGACCAGUGGUCGGGGAAGAUGGGAACUGUAGUCCAAAACAUCUGGAGGGCCGAAGUCUGGGGAUGCCUGGUCUACACCCACCUCAAUGCUCUACCUCUUUCUGAAAUAGACCAGAUUUCCCCACAACACUCUCUCUCUCUCUCACACACACACACAGUCAUGCUGUGUGUUAAAAACUUUGGCAGCUGGUCUUUGCAACAAGAAACGGGUCCGAAGCAAAGCUCGCAGCAGGCACGCAUCCACAAAACUUUCUGUAAGGGGCGGGGAAUGGGCUGCCUUGCUGAUCGUCAGAUGAAAUGCUGAAAAAAUAAAUAUGUCUGGACCGGUUUAUCACUUCACAAGGGUGUGAGGGAAUGCAAACCUGCAUUUCCUGCAGUCGGAAAUCUAGCAUAUCAGGGGAAAAGGUUAGGGCAGAGCCUAACCUGGCCUUUUGUAUAUAUAUAUAUUUAAAAAACCUUUAGGGUGAGCACAUGGUGGAUAUGUUUUUUUGGGAAGCGGAGGGAGAGUUUUGUGCCUGCAAGGUUGUACUAAGUAAGGCUGCUGCCAGUUUGAGCAGGGAGGCAGGGCUCCUUUGAAUCUGGGUCUUUCCCAUCCAAAGUCAGCCUCCUCAAGCUGUUUUUUGCUCCCCCCCCCCGUCCCCACUGGUGUGGAGCAAUUUCCCCCAGCUUGAGAGGCGUUUUUAAGCAGGAAAGUGGUUGGAACGGGGAGGGUUAAGCAGGCCCUCCCCACCAUCAUUUCCCUGCUCAAACUGGCAGCCUCCUGUGACUCUUUUCUCUUUUCUCCAUUUACAAUUCUGACAAACAACUUGCUUUAACGUCUCAAUUUCUCUAUUCUGAGAAACCACCUGCGAAGCUCUGUUGAGGUGUGUGGAUUUGUGCGUUCUUUUAAUGAUGUGAACAUUUUCGGAAACGAAUGAUGAAAUAAAUCUGUAAAGCAAGGAUCUCCAGGAAAGCUAUCCGGAGUUUCCAACUCCUGCCUACAGGACCCAAACCCUGACACACACACACACACACACA
This is a messenger RNA of Zootoca vivipara (common lizard), 4109 nucleotides long. The record is from RefSeq and is a predicted model, not a curated record. Lineage: Eukaryota; Metazoa; Chordata; Lepidosauria; Squamata; Lacertidae.